Messenger RNA from Fusarium coffeatum, 1083 nucleotides. RefSeq lists its product as uncharacterized. The transcript is spliced from 3 exons. The record is from RefSeq and is a predicted model, not a curated record. NCBI's taxonomy places the organism in Eukaryota, Fungi, Ascomycota, Sordariomycetes, Hypocreales, Nectriaceae. Bases 1 to 1083 code for a protein of 360 amino acids.
AUGAAGGUAAGCACACGUCUCGAAAUCCCCAGCGGGGAGACGAUGCAAGCCGUCAAGCUCAUCAAUCCCGUCAACUUCGGCCCAGCAAUUCUUGAGAGGUUCAUGGCGCCUCCAGUCCCAGGUCUUGAGACAUUCAAGUCCUCUCCGUCGUUAUCAUUCCUCCUCGAACACAAGUCUGGUCGAAAACUCGUUUUUGACUUGGGAAUUCGGAAAGACUAUGAGAAUUAUGCACCGUCAAUUGUCAAGUAUCUUCCAACUACGAAAUACAAUAUUGAAGUGGCAGGUAAUGUGGCGGAUAUCCUACAGCAGCAUAAUGUCCCUCUGGAAGACAUUGAAGCUGUGAUAUGGAGUCACUGGCACUGGGACCACAUUGGCGACCCUUCCACAUUUCCUCCGCGAACGGAUCUGAUUGUCGGCCCCGGCUUCAACAAAGCGAUGCUUCCAGGUGCUCCGGCAAAUCCGGAAUCCCCCAUCCAAGAAAGGGAUUACGCUGACCGCAAUCUGCAAGAGAUUAGUUUCGAAGGGCCAAAGUCACUCAAAAUUGGCCAGUUCCCCGCCUUCGACUAUUUUGGAGAUGGGUCAUUUUAUCUACUCGAUAGCCCCGGCCAUGCUGUGGGCCAUCUUUGUGGCCUGGCCAGAACGACUACUAAUCCAAAUACGUUCGUUCUCAUGGGAGGAGAUGUCUGCCAUUACGCUGGCAUUUUCCGACCGUCUGAGUAUCUUCCGAUCCCGGAGACCAUCUCCCCACACCCAUGCCACCCGAAAGAAGAUAGCGUUCUCUGCCCUGGUGAAGCAUUCGCACGUUUGCAGAAGUCACGAGGAAGGAAGUCAACCGAUAGUCUGUUUGACCUGACCUUCGGCUUGGAUCUAGAACUCGCCACCAAAACUACUAGGCAACUACGAGAGUUGGACUGUAACGAGAACAUCUUUGUUAUUGUGGCUCAUGACUCUACAGUCCGUGACGGUGUACCACAUUUUCCGCAAAGCAUAAAUAAUUGGAAAGCUCAAGGGUUCGGCAAAGAGUUGAAAUGGGCGUUCCUCCGUGAUUUGGAGAAUUAUUGGAAAGCCGAAGGAUUGAUGUAG